CUGGGAUACCGCGCGAAUCACACGCGCCACCCGUUUCGAACCGUUCCAAUUUCGAAUCGAAUCCAAUCGCAGAGUGACAGUUGGUGACUGUGUUUUGUUUUUUAAAGUGCGAAGGUCGUACCGAAAACUUGACACUACCUGAACGUAACAACAAUGUGAUUCAACACAGUGGUCCAAUCAACAACCCAACUACAAAACAGUGAAACAAUGUUAAAAUGAAAGUGUGUGUGUGGGAUAAAAUAGAAAAUAACUAGGAUGUGAAACGAUGUUGGCAUGUGUGCGGGCGGGCAGAGAGGUUCGCGCGCCGGACGGACACACCGGGCAAAGUGUGCAAGACAGUGCGCAAGACAGUGUGCAACACAGUGCACAACACAGUGUGAAACACUGUGCGCAACGCGCGCGAAACGCACACCGCAGCUUCGAUUGGUGGAUUGUACUAUUUUUUGUGCUGCUUUGUGUUCGCAGCAGCAGAAGUGGCGUAUCACUGGGCGCGCACCUCGUGUGCGCACGCGUCGCCGGCCUCACCGACAAGCAAAGGAACAUGUGUCGAGCCACACCUGCCGCCAUUGCCGCUGUUGGGGACGGUCUCAGGAUGGCGUAUGCAGAAUGCCGGCAGCAGCUUUCAGGGCACCGGUGGAACUGCUCUGGAGUGGGCGAUGGCAACGAUUUCGGACACAUCAUGCCUUUAGCCACCAAGGAAGCCGCAUUCACGUACGCCAUAACGUCGGCCGGCGUCACGCAUGCGCUGAGCGCGGCGUGCGCGCGCGGCGACCUGCCUGCCUGCGGCUGUGCGUCUAACAAGAGGCGGCCGUCAACCGAGCAGUUCCAAUGGGGAGGCUGCGGAGAAGCCGCGUACGGAGCGAGAUUUGCUCGCAGAUUUCUCGACGCCAGAGAACUGGACGCUGACGCGCGCGGGCGCAUGAAUCUGCACAACAACCGAGUCGGCAGGAAGAUGGUGAAAGACCUCGUUCGCCGCGAGUGCAAGUGCCACGGCGUUUCUGGAUCUUGCGCCAUGAGGACUUGUUGGAGAGCCCUGCCUCAGUACAAGGCCGUAGCUACGGCCCUUCGGGAGAAGUACAAGAAGGCUAAACUGGUCGCGCCUCAGCCACCGCAGUCUCAUCUGGUCAUACGCAGAUCAAAGCAAACGUUGGCGGUGGGCCGACAGCCUCGGAAGUCAGAGCUGGUGUACUUGGAGCUCCCGUCUUACUGCGAGCCUGAUCCAGUAUCAGGAUCACUGGGCACGCAUGGAAGAGAAUGCAACAGGACUUCGAGAGGCGAAGACGGCUGUGAGACGCUCUGCUGUGGCCGGGGCUACAACACCGUGCGCGCAGUCAAAGCCACCCAGUGCCGCUGUCGCUUCCAUUGGUGUUGUCGCGUCAGUUGCGAGACCUGCGUCGUCCGCACUGAGACGCAUGUGUGUAAAUAGCCAGUGAAUCUUAUCAGCUGUGACAUCGUCCAAUGCAAACCUGGCCCCGUAGCUGAAUAGCAUUUCUCCGAUGCGAAACGCCACCGAAACGCCGCAGAAAUGUAGUCUGGCUCUGUCGGGCCAAUACGUAAGAGCGAUAGAGAUAGAUAGCUACGAAAGAGAUAUUAUCGUGAGAUUCGUGAACGUUUCGUGAGCGUUUGUGCAUUGGACUACGCACGCUGUCAAUCAAUUGCUGAAGUUGAGCAGUGGAAACCAGGAGUCUGUGCCAGCGUCAAGUGUAAACCUAUGAAUCAAUUGCUAUGGCUUCCAAUGUAACUGCAAGUGGUAAGACCAGCGUCGUCACGACCGAGACGCGUGUGUACGAGUAUAGCCAGUGAAUCGAUCCAUUGUCAGCUGUACAUCGUCCAGUACAAACCUGUCAAUCAAAUGAAAAUGUGUGUCCUACUGACGUGUGAAGUUCUACAGUGGAAUCUAGAAGUACCUGGCAUUUGUACUUGUGUUAGGUGCACUGUGAAUAACUGUAAACCUUCUGAGUCAACCUCACCAACCUCCAGUGCCGCUUGGUGUUGUAUCAGUUCGCGCAUCUUGUUAUCCGUCGAAUUACUCUUGGAAAAGCAAUCGUUCAAUAACAUGACAAUGUUGUGAUGGGACUACAACCAGUCAGAGGGGACAAAAACCGACAAAGUGGUUCAGUACUUACUCUAUACACGUUAAUAGAUAAAUGAAAAUGAAAAAUAACUGUAACUGUACUUGUGAAACCUUCUAAUAUUUAUAGGUAUGCUAUUUAUAAAAUGCUUUUUGACUUGUCUCCUGUAAACUUCACCCCACCGAAGAACGCCGCAAGCGCAACACAACUUUACAAAAGCUGCAAGAAUACAACAACCUCUGUAGCAAAUCUUGUUUACCUAGACUUUUUACAUAAAUAUUAUCAUAACUAUUCUAUCGAUAUCAUUAUUAACCAUCUGUAAAUAAAAUGUCUGCUACAAUUAAUAUGUCUGCGGUCUGAAAUGUUCUAUAAUAUCUUUUUCACCAAACCAACUUCUAAAGGGUCUCUUUGCUAUUCGAAAAUGGACAGCAAAAUUGCAUU
Messenger RNA from Leguminivora glycinivorella, 2513 nucleotides. It is a transcript of the gene Wnt2, whose product is annotated as protein Wnt-7b-like. Lineage: Eukaryota; Metazoa; Arthropoda; Insecta; Lepidoptera; Tortricidae. Gene Ontology annotation, cellular component: extracellular region. Gene Ontology annotation, molecular function: frizzled binding; cytokine activity. Gene Ontology annotation, biological process: neuron differentiation; multicellular organism development; positive regulation of JNK cascade. The record is from RefSeq and is a predicted model, not a curated record.